Molecule: messenger RNA, 2121 nt
Organism: Paramisgurnus dabryanus
Lineage: Eukaryota; Metazoa; Chordata; Actinopteri; Cypriniformes; Cobitidae
Source: RefSeq, a predicted model, not a curated record
AUCAGGCAGAUCAGCAGCACAAUUAAAACUUUUCACUUUAAAUGCUACCACAUUUGCCAUUUGCUUUAUGUACAGUUAAAUUGUCUGCUAAAUGAAUAUAAUAACAAUCAGACAAAUGGUCAGUUGUUCUCUUCAGACCAAAUUAUAAGGCAAUAUUCAAUCAUCUCAAAGCUGUGUAUCAUUACUAGUAAUCUGUGUUUUAAUGUUUGUCUUCAGCAGGUGUGUUUGGUUAUGAAGUGAAGUCAGUGUCAGUGUAUGAGGGAGAUUGUGUUAUUCUACACACUGGUGCUGUAAUACCAUGGAGACACAAUGUUGAUAUAAGGUGGAACUUCAAAAAUGGUUUUAGCUUGGUUUAUAGAUAUCAUCCACCUAAGAUUAUUGUAAAUAACACCACAUAUUCAGAUUUUGCUAUUGAGACAUUCAAAGACAGACUGCAUAUAUCAGAAAGGACUGGAGAUCUCACCAUCAGGAACAUCAGAAUCAAACACACUGGACUCUAUGAAGCAAAGAUAUUCGGGUCAGAUAUCAAGAGAUUCAGUGUUGUUGUCAAAGAGUCUCCUCAUGUAAUUAAUGCUGAAACAAGCAAUGUGAACUCAGUGUCAGUGAUGGAGGGUGAAUCUGUUACUCUACAAACUGAUGUACAUAUACAGAAAGGUGAUCUGAUCAUAUGGAGGUUUGGAUCUGAUGGUGAUCUCAUAGCUCGAGGUGAUAUGGAGGACGAAAUGGGGAACUAUCGAAAUUACAAGGAUUUAGAGGAUUUAGAGUAUAACGAGGAUUAUGAUUAUAAAGACACUAGAAUCUCAUAUAUAGAUUCUGAUUGGAGAUUCAGAGACAGACUGAAGCUGAGCGAUCAGACUGGAAAUCUCAUCAUCAGUGAUAUCACAACUGAAAACACUGGACUAUAUGAGCUUAAGAUCAGCAGCAACAGCAGAGAGAUCUUAUACAAGACAUUCAGUGUUACUGUCAGGGGUCAAUGGUUUUCAGGUGCGUAUCUAGGAAUUAUAACUGGAAUAGGUGUUUCUCUUCUUCUGUUUGUUCCUCCUGCUGCUGUUGCUUUGAUGGUCUACUUUUACUGCAAGAUCUCGAAAGUAAAGAGACAAACGGUUAAAAAGAAGACAGUGAUGGAGGGAGAUUCAGUCACCCUAUACACUGAUCUUACUAAACUAAAGACCGAUGAUGUGAUCAAGUGGAGAUUUAGAGAUCAAGAGAUCGUAGCUGAAAUCAAUAGAAAGGACCACACGUUCUCUACAUAUGAUGGAGAUGAUGGAAGAUUCAAAAAUAGACUGAAUCUGAAAUAUCAGACUGGAGAUCUCACCAUCACAAACAUAAGAACCGAUCAUUCAGGAUUUUAUGAACUGAAGAUCAUCAGUAGUAAAGGAACAUCAUGGUCUCAGUUCAGUGUUACAGUCACAGAUACAUAACCCAACUUAAGUCUAAUGCUAUCACAUUUUUGUUAAUGUUCGAGCCUCUGCACAACAUCACAACAUUUGAUAUACAAUGACAAACAAAGUAAGAGUUUUUGUGUAAAUUUACUUUAUUUUUGUUAAUCGUUUUCUUUUAUAAAUGUUCUGUUUCUGAUCAGAUCUGAAUAUAAAAAUGUUAAUUCGACUACAGAUUCAAAAAUACUUGACAAACUAACUUCCUUAUUCCAAGUUAAAAUGAACAAUACAAUAACACAUGGGGUAAAAGAAGCAAGGAAUAACACAAAUGCAAAACUUAGACACCUUUAAAUGUCUUCCCGAAACAAUAGUUAAAUGUCAUUAAAAGAACAAGUGCACAGAAGUUUCUGGCUCUGUCAAACAAAAGCCACGAGUCUCUACUUCAAAAGGAAAUGGUUUAUGUAAAAUCUCAGCGUCGGGUUAAACAUAUGAUGAAAGUAGGCUAUGUGUGGGUGCAGCUCACAGACAACAAUCUGAUAAGAUUUACAUGUAAAUACAAUCUUCAAUACUGGGAUAAAAAACUAGCAAUAUAAAGAACCUGUUUACAAUCGGUAUUUUAUUACACUGUGUAUGUGCUUACAUUUUACUGUAAAACUUUCACAUUGUUACCAGAAACAAUGUAUGUGUCUGUUAUUAUGGUUGCUUAAUUAUUUUGUGGACUCUACACAACACUCGGACAACU